GCUAUAUGAAGAUUGGGUUCUCAUUCGUGCGGCUACGGGAAUAUAUUAAAUUCUAGACGUGUCGAACAAGUUUCUAAGGCCAAGUUCCUAAGCAAUGGAAUUUCUUGAAAAAGCACAUGUUGGAUUGGAUAAUUUGUAUACUUCCCUUAGGAGGGAUACAUCGACUUUUUAUCUGAUCGUGGCAGGUAUAUUACAUGGGCGUACCUAUAUUAAUAUGUAAACGGAGAAAUUCAUCAAGCCCGCAACUGCUGAGCGACUCGGUCUUUACUCAUAUUCGAUCAUCUCAUACGAUAAUCAUCCCUAUGUGAGGGUAUACAUAUCUGGCGGUCAUCCGCCCAAACUCACGAGCUUCAAGGCCUCAAAGCUCAACCCCUCGCUUCCACCUACCCCCGUGAAAAGAAGUCACCACGAUGAGACUCCUCCCAACCAUCACCGCGCUCCUCACAUCCGCAGCCGGCAUCACAGCAGCACAGGAUUGCGACCUCCCAUCAUCCUACAAAUGGACGUCGACCCCGGCGCUAGCGACCCCCAAACCAGGCUGGGUCUCGCUCAAGGACUUCACCAGCGUGAUGUACCAGGGCCAGCACCUCGUGUACGGGACGACGCACAACUCGGGCGCGGGCUGGGGAUCCAUGAACUUCGCCCCGUUCGGCAACUGGACGGCCAUGGCCCUUGCCCCGCAGAACGCGAUGACCGCCUUCGCCGCCGUCGCCCCGACGCUGUUCUACUUCCAGCCGAAGGACAUCUGGGUCCUCGCGUACCAGUGGGGACCCACCGCGUUCACGUACCGCACGUCGUCCGACCCGGCGAGCGUGGACUCGUGGUCCGCGCCGCGGCCCUUGUUCUCCGGGACCGUGGCCGGGUCGAGCACGGGCUGCAUCGACCAGACGCUCGUCGGCGACGCGACGAACAUGUACCUCUUCUUCGCGGCCGACAACGGCAAGGUGUACCGCGCCAACAGCAUGCCGAUAGACCAGUUCCCGGCGGACUUCGGGCGCGCGUCGACCGUCGUCCUGAGCGACGCGACGCCGGAGAAUUUGUUCGAGGCCGUGCAGGUGUACACCCUGCGGGGCCAGAGCGAGCAAAGCAAAAAGGAGAAGUACCUGAUGCUCGUAGAAGCGAUCGGCGCAAACGGCCGCUAUUUCCGCUCGUUCACGGCGGAGCGCCUAGAUGGCGAGUGGACGCCGCAGGCGGCGACGGAGAGCGCGCCGUUCGCCGGAAAGGUGAAUAGCGGCGCGGCGUGGACGGAUGAUAUUAGCCACGGCGACCUGGUCCGCGAGAACCCCGACCAGACGAUGACGGUGGAUCCGUGUCGGCUCGAGCUGCUGUACCAGGGGCGGGCGCCGGGGAGUGGUGGCGACUACGGGCUUUUGCCUUACCGGCAUCUAAAAUACGUUUCACGCACCCCUGAUUUGGAUGGGUCCGGAGAAAAGGGGAGGGUUACACAAAUUGCAAACUCGCCACGUGCUAAAGCCUUCAACAGAACAGAAAGACUAAUAUCCUUAUUUCGUCAAAAGUUCUUUUCUAUAACCCUAUGUCAUCUCUAAUGAUCAUCUCUUAGAGUAUUUGGGUUCUUAUUCUCGAAAAGAUCUGGAUUUGAUUCCGGCGCGUCGAGACCUCCCAAUAGGGGUAAAUGGUUAUUCGCUUCGGGCUUUGGUAGAGGAUAUGAGAUAUCAAGGUGAGGAAAGACACAGGUAGAUACUAUAGUUGCAAGUUGAUAAUGUGAUACUUUGACCAUAUUGGCGUCUACUAGUAUGUCUACCGGGGUAUACGGUUACGUCGGGGCUCCUUUCAACAGGAGAAAAUCUGCCAUUUCGAAGUAAUGAAACGGAUAACUAACUCACGAUGUUAAUAUAGAGCAGCAAUCAUCACUCGCUUUUACGAUAAUAUUAUACCUGAACAUGCCCUAGAAAUUAGAGGGAGCGUUGACGAUAACCUAGGUAGCUCCUGUUGACGAUGAUAGCGGCGAUAUUAAGGUGGCUGAUUUUAAUGGGAUUAUGUAGGGGAUCAGUUAUUAGAUAGGAGGUAUGGGAAGGGUAGGGUAGGGAAUAACAUCGGGCUGCUAGACAUUUCACAUAAGCAAAGAAUGGUAAACACCGUAAUCAUAC
Messenger RNA from Annulohypoxylon truncatum, 2108 nucleotides. RefSeq names its product glycoside hydrolase family 62 protein. Lineage: Eukaryota; Fungi; Ascomycota; Sordariomycetes; Xylariales; Hypoxylaceae. The record is from RefSeq and is a predicted model, not a curated record. Bases 411 to 1547 code for a protein of 378 amino acids. Gene Ontology annotation, biological process: L-arabinose metabolic process. The transcript has 2 exons. Gene Ontology annotation, molecular function: alpha-L-arabinofuranosidase activity.